Messenger RNA from Phaeoacremonium minimum UCRPA7, 627 nucleotides. RefSeq lists its product as hypothetical. Lineage: Eukaryota; Fungi; Ascomycota; Sordariomycetes; Togniniales; Togniniaceae. Bases 1 to 627 code for a protein of 208 amino acids. The transcript has a single exon. The record is from RefSeq and is a predicted model, not a curated record.
AUGCGUGAUGCCCUGUUGAUGGGUAACUGCGCCGAGAGGACAAAGGCGAUGCGACAGGAGUGGAACGAAUGGACAGAACUCCUCGAGUGGGUGCUUCUGUCAGAGGGUGGACACAACACUGCUCCUCAUAUGGAUAGUCAUGGCUGGGCCACCUGGAUCACCGUUCAGGAAGGCCUUUUCGGGUUUGGUUGGAUGGCACGGCCUACUGAGGCGGAGCAAGCUGCCUGGAUGGCAGAUCCUAUACAUUACACAGGAGGCAACUGGAGGUUCCUCAUACUGAAGCCUGGACAGACAGUCUUCUUCCCCACUGGCACCAUCCAUUUUGUCUUCCGCUUACGGAGCGAGCAGACGCUCGCCGUCGGUGGUCACGUUCUUCAAUGGUCCGGAAUCGAGCGGUGGAUUAUGGUCAUACUGAACCAGCUGAAGAAUCCGAGCAUUACCAACGAGGACCUAGGCGUCGAUGUUUUGAAAUACGUGCGGACUGUCGCGUCGCUGGUAACCAACCGGCUGAAGCAGUGCAGACUCGGCGAAUUGGGCACUAUCGAAACAGCACAACGUUUCCUCGUGCUGACAAACGAAGUGGAAAGACAUUUCCAAAGAAAGAAGAAGAAGAAAAGCAAACGAUGA